AGUGAUCGCGCUACAAUUCGGUGCGCACCAACUAUGAACCUGGACUUGAUGGAACAAUCUCUUAGGGAGAUAGCCGUCGAGGGCAUCGACCUCGACCAGGAGUUCGACGUCACACGCUUACAGGAGGAGAAUGACUUGAUCGUAUUGACCAACCAGAUCUCAUCUGAUGAGUUGAUCAGUAACGAGGAUAUCCUAAACACAGAAAAGUUGAUUGCUGAAGGCAGAGCAGAGUCUGAAUACACCACGUAUAACUUCGAUCUUUGGAGUGUGUUGAAGAGGGGCGCCAUCAACUUGGUGUUACCCUUCAUCAAUGGAAUGAUGUUGGGAUUCGGAGAGAUUUUGGCCCAUGAAAUAGGAUUCAAGUAUAACUGGCAAGGGGCCCGAGUGGUGCCCGAGAGACGUAUAGAACAGAAAAAUAGCCUGUCUAGGUACUUGUAAUGGUUUAUAUUCUAAUGCUAAUGGAUGCACUUUAGUGCACAAAAUCUAAUAUACUUGUCAUAAUUCGUAUUCAUGUCCAAAACCAGACGGCACCUGCUUGAGCCACAAACACUUCAAACAAGCGGUGUCUCGUGCUUGUCGCUAAAUAGUUCGUACUGUCUGUCUUUUCCCACCGGAAACCUCUUUACUGUAUCACAUACCAUGCACAGAUAAAUAAGAACGUCGUUUUUGGGGUCUUUGGAGCCCGACAAAUUCUCUAGCCGGACCCGUAGUGUGGCCCCAGCAACGAGGAUCGUAUUACACUGCUUGCACAUGGUUCUCUUGAAGUUAGGUGUCAACUUGAGCACUGCUUUUUUGGAUAUCACCGUAGCAUUUCUGCUGUAGACUCGGGAGAGUGUGUGAAACUUGGGAUUUUGUAACAUCAUUUGUGACACCUGGUACAAGUAAGAUAUCCGGGUGUACUCGUCUUUCUUGGGAAUGGACGUAGGGGUUUUCCCAGAUGUCUUUUUAGCCAUCUGCAAACCUCAAACCUCGAACCUC
Messenger RNA from Yamadazyma tenuis ATCC 10573, 978 nucleotides. Lineage: Eukaryota; Fungi; Ascomycota; Pichiomycetes; Serinales; Debaryomycetaceae. The record is from RefSeq and is a predicted model, not a curated record.